AUGUCCGGGCAGGCUAAGGCCGUCCGGGACCAUGAGGCUUCACCUUGCAUUCCGGGCAUAGUCUUGUCCUGCUCCAAGGAGUUACUUCGCGUUCGGCAGUUGUCCCCCCAGGAUUCGCCCAACUGGCACAGCAUCGGCCAUAAUGAUCUUCGCCUCCAGAGGCACAGCUGGCGCCACAAGGUCUCUGCAUGGGAGGCUUUAGGCGACCGGACAUUCGAUCUUCCGGUCGAUGCCCCCAAAUCCCCUGACACUGUCGCGGUCGACCUUCCCUCCCCACCUGCCGUCGCUGGCAGCAUUGCCAGCCCAUCGUCCGGCACUAUCGACGAGUCCCGGGAGAAGCGUAAGGAUAAGGGUAAGGGGAGUAGGAAGAGGAAAUCGCCCCUGAUUUUGGGACCCUCCUCCCAACCGCCGAAAUCCGCGAUGAAGAGUCGCAAGAGGGCAAAGUCAGCUCGGGUUGUGAAGUCAGCCGAGUUUGUGGAGUCCGAGGACGAACCUGUGGACAAGGAGGGCCGGUCGUCUUACUUCAUCGUCUCACCUCAGUCUCGCCCCUGGAUCCCCAAGAAGAGACCUUUCGGCCCUGCGAAGGUAAUUGCCGGAAGGCGUGCGGACGUCGCCGGGCAGACGGACUCGACGUCCAACACCCCUGUGGUCACCCCGCUGGUGGCACCAACUGUCAUCGAUGGCCCUGCUGGAAGCCCUCCGGAGGUCGUCGAGCACUCGGACUCGGCGUCCAAUACCCCUGCGGUCACCCCGGACGUGGCGCCAACUGUCAUUGAUACAGAUGACAUUCUCAUUCCCGGACCUGAGGACUGGGAAAGGCCUUCUCUCCUGUGUUUUCUGCAACACAAAGAAGGUAAAGUGUUUUUCCGUCACCCUUGGAAGUCCACCAAAACAGUCGUGAGGGCCUGGACCCGCAGCCAAUCUCGUGGUGUAGCCGGAGCUACCGGUGCUGGUGCUGCCGGAACUGCCAGUGGGUCUGCUGCGACCGUGCCUAAGACGCGCAGUCGCAGCAAGACAAUAACUGCUGUCAAGGCACCCGCCCCACCACCUACACCCUCACCUGCACCAGCUCCAAUUGCAUCUUCGAGUGCCUGCAUGCCUCGUGUGGCUCUCGACGUCCCUAUGCCGGACCUCCAUUCCAUGGCAAGAAGUAUUCGCGAUAGUGCCGAACGCAUCAAGGCUCUCGAGGAUCUUGUUGCCGAGCAGGGCAGCCGUAUCGAUACCCUCAGCAGGCUCCAUGAGAGCCUUCGACGCCAAACCAUGGAACCCCAUCCCUCAUUUCCCCUUCCCACCACUCCGGCAAUUGCAACGUCUUUGUUGCUUGAUCAAUCCGUCGCUGGAACAACGUCACCCUCCCAAUCCGCACUCCCUCCUCUCAUUGAUAUUUCGAUUGCAGUGGAGCCCACACCCUCGAAAAUUGAGGAUCGCUCUGCCAUCGAGGGUCUUUCAUUUGAGCCGAGCCAAGUUCAACCAGCCCCGGACCCAUCACCUACUCCCUCAACUGCCGGAGCAAUUUUGGUGCCGGAUGAUCCACACAACCUUGUCCCAGAAUACGACUCUGGUGAUGAGAUGGAUGUUGAGGUGAAGGUUGAAGUUGAAGGUGGUGAUGAGGGUCAUCUGGUCAAGGUUGAAGGUGAAGGUGAUGAUGAGGGUCAUCUGGGCGAGAAUGAAAUCGAGUUCCGGGUAACUAAUACUGACGUCUGGGUAACUCAUGCCGAUGUCCGGGUAACUGAUAUUGAUAUCUGGGUAACAUCCAACGACGUCCGGGCAACUGGUAUCGAGUUCCGGGUAACAUCCAUCGAUGUCCGGGUAACUGAUAUUGACAUCCGGGUAACUGAUAUUGAGUUCCGGGGAUGUCUUAAAUUGGACAAAUGA
Molecule: messenger RNA, 1875 nt
Organism: Suillus paluster
Lineage: Eukaryota; Fungi; Basidiomycota; Agaricomycetes; Boletales; Suillaceae
Exons: 8
Coding region: 1-1875 (624 amino acids)
Source: RefSeq, a predicted model, not a curated record